AUCCCUUCUCUUUUCUUUGAUUCUUCACUUUUUCCUUAUCUGUUGGCCCGUUGCUUUUCCUCCAUUCCUCUUCCUUUCUUUUUCUUCCUCCUUUCUCCUUCCUUUCUUUCUCUUCCUCCAUUCUCAUUCAUUCUUGUUCUUUCUCUUCCUACCACUCCAUCAAUUCCCCUUACUUCUCCGUGGCAAAGAACCCAAAAAAUCUGGCCAAGACUUGGAUCUGAACUCUUGGAUCCCAAGAAUACUAGACUACUUAAUCCCUCACCCUACCAAGAAAAACCCCUCGUUUCCCCCUGUCACUGUAGCCCUCCUUCCUCUAAACUAGCACCAAAACUAGCACCACCAUUUCAAUUUCUUCCCCACAGAUAUCCACAUUGCUGGAAUGUUGAGAUGGGCAAAGUCAAGCUAGAUCUGCAACUAAGAUUUGAAAAGAAAUGAUGGAUUUUUCUGUAGAAAUUUGUAAUCUUCUUCAACCUCGCCGUAUCCUCUGUCAUCUUUUCUCGAGAAAGUAUGUGUAAAUGUGUAAUCCUUUAGUAUUAGAGCAUUAUGUUGAGGAACAGAUGGAAAUCUUUCUUACAAUUUCUACUAUUUCCCUUGUAUUUUCUGUAGAGGAAUUUAUGGAGAGCUAAUCUGGCUGUCCUUAUUUUUCUCACCUAUCUUUCAUUUUAUCUGUAUCACAGAAUCAAGGGUUUCAAUCACGGAGAUUCUAGGGUUUCUGCUUCUCUUCUAAAUUCUUUCCUGAAUCCCUAAUUCUUCCUUUCAAAUCUCCUUUUCUGGUUUGGUUGCUAUCAAUCUCUCAUCCUUCUCAUCUGGUAAAGAAGUCGCCGCCUUAAUCUAGAGAACUCCGGCCGCCUCAGAGUCACUCGAUGGGUUCGAAAGAAGCAGACCCGAAUCUCGGGUAUUUGACCCGGAAGGAUACCGAGGUGAAGCUGCCUCGUCCUACCCGCGUCAAGAACAAGACGCCGGCGCCAAUUCAGAUUACUGCGGAGCAGAUUCUUCGGGAGGCACGGGAGCGGCAAGAGGCAGAGAUUCGUCCUCCCAAGCAAAAGAUUACCGAUGCCACAGAGCUAGGUGAUUACAGACUCAGGAAAAGGAAGGAAUUUGAAGACCUAAUUCGCCGUGUACGGUGGAACAUCAGCGUCUGGAUCAAGUAUGCGCAAUGGGAGGAGUCUCAGAAAGACUUCAGCCGUGCUCGGAGCGUCUGGGAACGCGCUCUGGAGGUGGAUUACAAGAACCAUACUCUUUGGCUCAAGUAUGCGGAGGUGGAGAUGAAGAACAAGUUCAUUAACCACGCCCGCAAUGUCUGGGACCGUGCCGUCACCCUUCUCCCUAGGGUGGACCAGCUGUGGUAUAAGUACAUUCACAUGGAGGAGAUGCUGGCAAACGUUGCCGGAGCUCGACAGAUUUUUGAGAGAUGGAUGUCCUGGAUGCCGGACCAGCAAGGCUGGCUCUCCUAUAUCAAAUUUGAGCUUCGGUACAACGAAGUGGAUCGUGCUCGAGCCAUUUAUGAGCGUUUUGUUCAAUGCCACCCCAAAGUUGGGGCUUGGAUAAAGUAUGCUAAGUUUGAGAUGAAGAAUGGAGAAAUUGCUCGUGGCAGGAACGUGUAUGAGCGUGCAGUCGAGAAGCUGGCUGAUGAAGAGGAUGCAGAACAAUUAUUUGUUGCUUUUGCUGAGUUUGAGGAGCGGUGCAAAGAGACUGAGAGAGCACGGUGCAUUUACAAGUUUGCACUUGAUCAUAUACCCAAGGGGAGUGCAGAGGACUUGUACAGGAAGUUUGUAGCAUUUGAGAAGCAGUAUGGAGAUAAGGAGGGGAUUGAGGACGCCAUUGUGGGGAAGAGGAGGUUUCAAUAUGAGGAUGAAGUGAGAAAGAAUCCACUGAAUUAUGAUGCCUGGUUUGACUAUAUCAGGUUGGAAGAAAGCGUGGGAAAUAAGGAAAGAACACGGGAGGUUUAUGAGAGAGCCAUUGCUAAUGUGCCUCCUGCUGAGGAGAAGCGAUACUGGCAAAGAUAUAUUUACUUGUGGAUUAAUUAUGCUUUGUAUGAGGAGCUUGAUGCAGGAGAUGUGGAAAGGACACGGGAUGUUUAUAGGGAGUGUCUUAACCUGAUUCCCCAUGAGAAAUUUUCAUUUGCAAAAAUUUGGCUGUUGGCUGCACAAUUUGAAAUACGGCAGUUAAAUCUCAUGGGUGCACGGCAGAUUUUGGGCAAUGCUAUUGGAAAAGCACCUAAGGAUAAGAUCUUUAAGAAGUACAUUGAGAUAGAGCUGCAGCUUGGGAACAUAGAUCGCUGCAGAAAAUUGUAUGAAAAGUAUCUGGAGUGGUCACCUGAGAACUGUUAUGCAUGGAGUAAGUAUGCUGAGUUAGAGAGAUCUUUGAGUGAAACAGAGCGUGCUAGAGCAAUAUUUGAGCUUGCCAUCAGCCAGCCGGCCCUAGAUAUGCCAGAGUUGUUGUGGAAGGCAUACAUUGAUUUUGAGAUGUCUGAAGGCGAGUUUGAACGAACAAGAGCAUUGUAUGAGAGACUUCUAAAUCGCACAAAGCACUUGAAAGUGUGGAUCAGUUAUGCAAAAUUUGAGGCAUCUGCUAUGGAGGAGAAUGAUGGGGAUUCAGAUAUGUUGGAAAAUGGUGUUCAGGAAAAUCAUCUUAAGCAGAAAGAAGAAUGCAUUCAACAGGCAAGAAGAGUUUUUGAGAGUGCAAUUAGCUACUACCGUACAUCUGCACCUGAAUUGAAGGAAGAACGUGCUAUGCUUCUGGAAGAGUGGUUGAACAUGGAAAGCAGUUUUGGGGAGCUUGGUGAUGUCAGCAUAGUACAGUCUAAGUUGCCAAAGAAACUCAAAAAGAAGAGGCAGAUAACAAGUGAUGAUGGUGUGGUUGGAUACGAAGAGUACAUUGACUACAUGUUUCCUGAAGAAACCCAGACCACAAAUCUCAAGAUCUUGAAUGCUGCUUACAAAUGGAAGAGGCAGAGAACUGCUUAUGAUGAGGAUGAUUAGCAUCAGGCUGUUAGAUAUUAUAAAAGAUGAGUUUCAUCUCAUGUAUUACAUUAGAUCCAUAGCCAAAACUGGUAUUUACUCACUUAAAUGAAUUUUUAACCUCCCUCUGUGUUCUUUGUGCUUGUAAUUUUAACUUUUACACCCAAACAAAAUUUUGAUUUCCCUCUUCUGCAAACUUUUAUUGACAUGUCUCCAAAUCUCUAGUAAUGCUAAUAUACUCUAGCGUUUGCG
This is a messenger RNA of Rubroshorea leprosula, 3212 nucleotides long. The record is from the annotation of a GenBank genome assembly. NCBI's taxonomy places the organism in Eukaryota, Viridiplantae, Streptophyta, Magnoliopsida, Malvales, Dipterocarpaceae.